ACCGCGAACUCGUCAUCGUCGCACGCCGGAAUUGCGGCAUCGCAGCUUACUUGGAACUCUUUGGCCACGUUCACACGUCUGAGCUUGUGCAGGUGAAACCAGCAAAUAUCAACCGUGUUAUUCGGUACACCUUGUGCCACGCGCUUCACCUGCAGAUCUACCGUGGAAGGUGCGAGAUACUCCACAGAUCACCCGUGGUUCCCUGGACCCCACCUACUACUUGAGCUACCACUCCGCAUAAGCUCCGACUUACUUACACCAUCUUGCAAUAAAAAACGCAAACGUUUCACUAGGUUGCUAGAAUUGUUUGUCAAGCUCUGCCUAGCUCAAAAACCUCCACGGCUCGCUGUAAAGCUACAGCGCAUCCAUCUUCACCACCACACACACUACAUCGCCACAUCACUAUGUCCGACCAAGAACAGCUCGUCGCCAUGGGCUUUGACCCCGAGCGCGCCACUCUCGCCCUCAAAGCCAGCGGUAACCUGCAAGGCGCCCUCGACUGGAUCGAGAAGAACCAAGACCGCCCUCUCGACGAGAUCAAGGCCGAGCAAGCCUCCGCCGCCGAAGAGCCACCCGCACUGCAGCCUGGCGAAGAAGCCAAGUCGCUCGUCUGCGAAGACUGUGGCAAGAAGUUCCGCUCCGUAGCGCAGGCCGAAUUCCACGGCAGCAAGACCGGCCACGAGAAUUUCGCCGAAUCAACCGAAGAGAUCGCGCCGCUCACCGAGGAGGAGAAGAAGCAGCGUCUCCAAGAGCUGAAGGAGAAGCUGGCGCUCAAGCGUGCCACGCAGGCAGAGCAGGAUAAAGAGGACCGCAAGAGGAACGAGCAGAUCCGCAUGAAGUCGACAAAGGAAUCGCAGGACAUCAAGGAGGAUCUGCAGAAGAAGGAGCAAAUCAAGGAGGCGCAGGCUAAGCGUGCAGAGAAGCUCGCAGACCAGGAAGCGAAGAAGCGCGUGCUGGCUAAGCUCGAAGCAGACAAGCAGGAGCGUAAGAGGAAGGCUGAGGUUGAGAAGGCAGCGCGUGCUGGCCAGGCUCCGCCUCCGGUCCAAGAGCAAAAGGGCCCCAUCUCUUCUGGACCUACGACGAGCAAGCCCGCGAGCGCAUACACAGAGGCACGUCUGGCGCUGCAGACACCUGGUGGACGUGUCACCAAAACCUUUCCGGUCGACACAACGCUAUUUGAGGUUGCGCAUGCGCUAGAGCAGGACGGCACAACGGUGAACACCUUCACCAUCAACUUCCCUAAGAAGACGUAUGACAAGAGUGACUUUGGUAUGACGCUCAAGGAGGCCGGCUUGGUGCCUAGCGCUGCCUUGAUCAUUGGUUGAGGCAUGCUGUAGAGAGCUCACACGGUGCUCUCGUCCUACACAACUGUAACGAAAAGAUGCAUUGGGGGCGUUCAGGUGAGAUAGGGAGACGUUGGCAUGUAGAGUAUGAUCUGGUGGCUGACAGAUGCCACUUCAGAAUCUGAAACGAAGAGAUGACCAUGGUUCUCCUCUAGAGCGCCCGAAAUAACGACUUGUGUUCUUCUGAUACUUUCUGUUGUCUUCACUGAAUCAUUAUGUCGUAGUAAAGCACUGCGCAUAUUGGUCAUACGCCAGUCCCAUGCAUCAUGCAACAACGCUCAGACACUUCUCGCUCUCUCAGUCAUACUCAUCGUAAUCCCCUUCAUACCUGCCCAUCUCUCGCUGCGUACUGCACCA
Molecule: messenger RNA, 1700 nt
Organism: Didymella exigua CBS 183.55
Lineage: Eukaryota; Fungi; Ascomycota; Dothideomycetes; Pleosporales; Didymellaceae
Exons: 1
Coding region: 405-1325 (306 amino acids)
Molecular function (GO): protein binding
Source: RefSeq, a predicted model, not a curated record